AUGGUACAUGAAACAGUUGCUUAUGAGGAGAGUGUCGACAGGCAUAUGGCGACUCUAAGGGAACUGGAACAGCUGGCCCGUAAUUGCUACGCGGAAACCAUCGACCACCUCUCCCAAGAAAAGUUCCUAGUGACGAUGCUCAUUGAUGGUUGUUUCGUCUUCGAGUUCUUCCGUAAGUACAAUAUGGAGGAACCAGGAGACAAAGACGAUCCGCUUAUGGAGUCAGAUUGGAUUCAAUUCUGCCUCCAGCGCGAAUUACUGCUGCUAGAGAACCAGCUCCUGUUUUUCGUCUUGAACGAGUUAUAUGAGCUGACUAAGGGUCUCAUCGAUAUCGCCACCACGUAUUUCAAAUCCGAACUAGGAGACUCGAGCCGAAAUCAGAUUCUUGGCGAGAGUAAACAUCUUCUGCAUCUAAUGCACACGUGUUGGACUGCCAGCUUGCAUAAUGGACGUCGGCAAAACCACAGAACCAAGCUGAACAUGUUUGUGUCCACGGCGACAGAGCUGAGGGAGUCUGGAGUCAAGUUAAGGGUGAGGCAAGCGUGCGACCUGAUGGAUCUCAAAUUCGAGGACGAGAUACUCGAGAUACUGAUCGUGAUUGUAGAGGACACCACCGAGUCACUAAUUCGAAACCUAAUCGCGUACGAGCAGCAUCUUCAAGGCGGAGAAAUCAACUAUGUAACGGAGUAUAUGUCAUUCAUGGAUUGCCUCAGCAACUCUUCAAAAACUCUUCAAAGGACAUCAAGCUGCUCCGCCAAAGUGGGAUUAUUAAGAACCUCUUGGGCGAUGAUGAGGUAG
Molecule: messenger RNA, 798 nt
Organism: Eucalyptus grandis
Lineage: Eukaryota; Viridiplantae; Streptophyta; Magnoliopsida; Myrtales; Myrtaceae
Product: UPF0481 protein At3g47200-like
Exons: 1
Coding region: 1-798 (265 amino acids)
Source: RefSeq, a predicted model, not a curated record